Messenger RNA from Saccoglossus kowalevskii, 2927 nucleotides. RefSeq names its product dnaJ homolog subfamily B member 6-like. The record is from RefSeq and is a predicted model, not a curated record. Gene Ontology annotation, molecular function: Hsp70 protein binding. Lineage: Eukaryota; Metazoa; Hemichordata; Enteropneusta; Harrimaniidae.
UUCGAGAAUACUUUCCUGAAGAUUGUGUACUUGUGUUGCUCGUUUAGUUGACAAAUCUAGGAGAGUGGGCAACCGGACGUUAAUAUUUUAGAGAUUAUUAGAUAUUCGAAUACAAAAAACUGGUUAGACAAUCGUGAGUCGGUUAAUAUCUAGGAUUUUAAACAUUGGUAUACCAUUCACAAACCAUGGUAGAUUAUUAUCAGGUGCUUGGGGUCCCAAAGGCAGCUUCAAAUGAGGACAUCAAAAAAGCGUAUAGGAAACUAGCAUUGAAAUGGCAUCCUGAUAAGAAUCAGGACAAGAAGGAUGAAGCAGAGAAAAAAUUCAAAGAAUUGUCUGAGGCAUAUCAAGUUCUUUCAGACAAGUCAAAGCGAGAGGUGUACGACAGAUAUGGCGUUGAAGGUCUGAAUGGCACAAGCGGUGCUGACAUGGGUCCUGACUUUCAUGAUGACUUUGGUAGCUUCUUUCACUUUGACUUCAAGACACCAGAUGAGGUAUUCCGAGACUUCUUUGGGGGAAGGGAUCCAUUUGCUGAGUUCUUUGAAGGAAUGCGGAGAGCCAGUGAACCUGCCAAUCUUUAUCAAUUUGGCUACGAACAUAAUAACGACACACGCCGAGCAACCGGAGCCCAUCGUGCACCUGGUAACUCACUAUUCAGGGAUUCGUUCUCUUCUGGAUUUCCUGGUUUUGGCUUUUCUUCGUUUGGCUCAUUUCAUGAUGACCCAUUUGGAUCCUCCGACAUUGCGCCUUUCUCUCCAUUUCUUGGUGGAUUCCCAAACCCGGGUGGAUACCAACAAAGCUUGUAUGAAACUAGCUAUGAUACUGCUGGCUUUAAUCCAGGUUUCACUGGCUUCUCAUCAAGUUCAAGUUUUAGUACUGGAGGGGGUAAUGUAAAGAGAACAUCAACAAGUACAAAAAUAAUGAAUGGAAAGAAAAUAACCACAAAAAAGACUUUUGAAAAUGGGUCAGAAACUGUGGAAGUAUAUGAGAAUGGUGUUCUUCAGUCACUUACAAAAGAUGGAGUACCUCAGAUAGAGUACCAACAACAUUGAAGACGUGCACUUUAGAAUAAUCCUAUUUAUAAUUUAACAGACAAAGACUGUUGUGUGAUAAUUCUAUGCUGCAAGGAGUGACUCUAUGCAAGUCUAUGCCUUGAAGAUCUCCAGUCAUAAACUAUAUACAACUCAAGAAGACAUAGCUUUGUAAUCAACAGACUAUUCCCCGCACAAGAUUAUAUAUGUAGUCUAUAGUUAUUGCCACCGAGCAGGUUACUAUAUAACGCUGUGUCUUGCUAUUUUCCAUAUUUACACGCCCUACUUCCUGGACAGUGAUGUGUAUAUUAUCUCUAUACAAACAUUCACGAAUGGAAAAUUUGCAUCAACUUUUAUUUUCUCUCACUUUCUCCCCCUUUCCGAACAUUAAGUGGUUACAAAAUGCAGUAACAUAAUAUCUAUAUUAGCACCAAAUUCCUUGUCUUGCCAAACUAAUGUGUACAAAUUAAAACCUUUAUUGCAGAAACCACUAAACUGAAUUUUCAACUGCUACCCUUUAACCUGAUAAAUCGGUUGACUGAUAUUUGGAAAUACGUGCUACCGGUAUAUUAUCUGAUUGGCUGUGUUUCCACGUCAUGUGGGGUCGAUGGAAGUGGUUUUCUCGUAUUGUUUUAGCACAUUGAAUUUUCGUUGAAAUGUUCAGUGACAGCUAAUGAUUAGCUGCAUCACAGCCAACCAUUUCAUCAUGCCUGGCUGUCGUGCAGUUUGAGUAACUCAAUGGCAGAAAACUCAGUUUAGUGGUUUCUACAGUAUACUGUGUUUACUGUGGAAAGAACAUCACACACAUCAGAAAUGCAAGUACCACCUUCAACUUGUACGCUCUACGACGGUCAACGUCUCAGCAUGCUGUGCGUUCUGUCUACUUUGCAUAUUACUGUAAAAUACUUUAUUUUGGCUGGUAUUAAUUUUUGCUGAAAAGACUCUUUGGGUAUAUUUCCUUGAUUUUAUUUUCAAUCAUUCCUUCAGCGAAAAUAAAGUAGUUUACAGUACUAGUAUAUGGUCUGCUUUGAGGUCUGAGAAUGACUACCUAGUAACAAGCUCUAGUGUUUUGAUACCCAAUGGAGCCCAGCAGUGAAGGUCAUGGAUUGUCACUGUAAAUUGUAGAGAUCAUUUUAGAGUUAUUCUGAUCAGUUCCAAAUCAAAAAUUAUUCUCUCUGAAAGUGAUUAUUUUUAAAAACUAGUACAUCGAGCUGUCUCUUUUUAUUAAAUUCAACAUAUAUUAAAAGUUUCCUGUACUCACUAAUGUUUGUGUUUUGCGUACUGGAAGCUUGUGCUAUAUGAUGGUGUACUAAAACAAACUGUUAACGUUUUCAUCAUCAAACUGUAAACCACUCAACAUUGCGUUACCAUAUUGGUUGAACAAAUGUUGAUUUCUUGUGAGUCGCGAUACUUUUUUUUUUCGCCACUUUUACUACUUUGAUAGGGUAGGCUUGUUAGUUGCCAUAAUGGUGGCUAUUUUUGUUGUUUUUUAUUUUAUGAGGGUAACCCAGUGCAUGCAAUGAGUUUAUUUUAUAUUCUAUGUUGUACGUAGCCGUUAAAUGUAUAUGAUACCGUUUUAAUAUCCGAAGAGUCAUAGAAGAGAGAGAGAAGCAUAAUACCUGCCUCUAGCUCCAGUGACCCCCCCCCCCCCAGGUAGCUUUGAUAUUAUCGAUAGGUUCAGUUUAAAAAUGUUUGCAUCUACAGAACAAAUUAAUUUAUAGUAGCCAGGCGCAACAUUGAUAAUCAGAUUAUCGAGAAAGUUACUGCUACCAAUACCUUAAUAAUAGAAACAUGCUUAGUAUUGUAUUUGGUAGUCCAAAAUAUCCGGAAAAGCCACAUUAGUUAUACAUGUAGAUGCUACCCCUGUUUCAUGUGUUAUUUGCUUCUGUCAAUCAUAUC